AUGCAAUUCAAGAACGUUCUCGCUGGCACGGCCGCGCUACUUGCCUCCGCUUCCGUCGUAUCGGCAGUAGGAUCUGCUACCGUCGUCAACAACUGCGGAUUCCCCGUCUACUAUGCGGCCGUCGGAGGAAGCUCUAAUCCUAGCAUGCAACCACUCGAAGGAAGCUAUAGCCAAUCCUACAGUGAAGAGGGCGUUGGCAUCUCUAUCAAGCUUGCUCCCAAUGCUACCACCUCUGGGCCCAUCUCCCAGUUCGAGUUCACUUGGGCCAACGGCAAGAUCUCGUACGACCUCUCUAACAUCAACGGUUACCCCUUCUCCGCUGGAGGGAUGGAGGUCGUCCCUUCGAUGCAGAACGAUCCCAGUAACCCAACCUGCGUCGUCGUCGACUGCCCUGCGGGUCAAUCUGUUUGCACUGCCGCCUACAAUGCCCCCGAUGACACCCGCACCAUGGUCUGCGAUCAGAACUCCAACCUCGUCUUGACCAUGUGCCCCGGCGGAUCGAGCAAGCGAAGCGUCUCCCUCAGCGAAGGACACAUCCACUACCGUGUCCACGCUCGCCAUUUGCCUAAGAAGGCAUAG
Molecule: messenger RNA, 579 nt
Organism: Cladophialophora psammophila CBS 110553
Lineage: Eukaryota; Fungi; Ascomycota; Eurotiomycetes; Chaetothyriales; Herpotrichiellaceae
Exons: 1
Coding region: 1-579 (192 amino acids)
Source: RefSeq, a predicted model, not a curated record